AUGAAGCGAGAUGGCUACCUGAAAGAUUGGUUCGUCAAGUGGAUACAGAUCCUGAAUCUUUUAGUAAGUUUCUCCAUGGACUCCACUGUGCAGGCUGGAACCAAGGGCAUCUGGAUGUGGUGUGUGCCUCAUCCCAAGAAACCUGACCACACCCUAGUUCUGCUUGACACUGAAGGCCUGGGAGCUGUUGAGAAAGGUCAGAACCAGAACGACUGCUGGAUCUUUGCCCUGGCUAUUCUUCUAAGCAGCACUUUUGUCUACAACAGCAUGGGGGCCAUCAACCAGCAGGCCCUGGACCAGCUGCACAAUGUGACAGAGCUGACAGACAGAAUCAGAAUAAGUUGCUCCCCUGACCGUCAAGAUUUGGAGGACUCAGAUGAGUAUGCGAGCUUCUUCCCAGACUUUGUGUGGACCCUGAGAGACUUCUGUCUUGAGCUGAAGAUAAAUGGGCAGCCUAUCUCAGCAGAUGAAUACCUAGAGAAUUCCCUGAAGCUUCUUCAAGUUCGGGAUAUUUUUGGUCCACUAGAAGAAGAUUUGAAGCAGGGUGUUUAUUACAAACCAAUGGGUUACUGUCUUUUCAACCAGAAGAUACAGGAGUUGAAGAGAAAGUACUAUGAAGAACCUGGGAAGGGGGUGCAGGCUGAAGAAGCUCUCAAGAAAUUCUUGCAGACAAAGAAGGAUAUAAUAGANGCAAUUCUACAGACAGACCAGAUUCUGACAAAAAAGGAAAUGGAGACUGAAGUGGAGCAUAUGAAAACUGUAGUUUCGGAGAAUGUCUCAGAACUGCUAGAGGAAAUCCAAAAGAAGAAUAACCAGUUGAUGGAACAGCAAGAGGAGAGNCACCAAGAGAACAUGCAGCAGUUGACUGAGACGUUGGAAAGAGAACAGGAACAGCUGUGGGAGAAGCAACAGAGAGCCAUUGAGCGCAUAAGUCAGGAAAAUGAGAAAUUCCGGCAGGAGUGUAAAAGACUUCGAAAAGAGAAUAAGGAGCUCAGUUCCAGCUGUAUCAUAAGCUAAAGGUUUGAUAAACAGCGCUGUCCUGCCACCCAAAGCACAGCUGAACAGCAUGUAGAAUUGGGAACAGACAGCACCCUUGUUGGUAAUAAUUGGUUUUGGCAUCAGAAAACUAAAAGUCAGGAGAGACACACAAUGUGGUUGUUGAAAUCANGUUUAUCUUCCUUAAGAUUGUGUACAGAGGGCAUCACUGACACUCUACCAUGGUAGAGGGAUCAACAGAUUGCUCAGAAAAAAGUCACUUUUCCAAAUAUCNUUUCCAAGGGACAAAUGGACCCUGAGCAUAUUCUUAAAUCUUGGCACANGAUUANAAACCAAGUUAAACAGGGGCGUGAUGGGUCUGAAGGACAGGAAUAGCCAGCCUCAUUUCCUACAAUGUGAAGUUGUAGGAUUCACUGCACUGUGAAUUGAGACACCUCCAUGGAGACCUAGGGUCCCAAUAUAUAAUAUUCAUAAAAAUAUGGGAGAAACCAUUAGCAUGACAAGAAGCUGAAUCCCAAAUGGAUGGGCUGAAUUGUUUCAGUCCACAUANAUUAAAACUGUAACGGGAUGUUUGCAAGUUUAACAGUUGACCCUGGCUUACAUAGUAAUGAGAUGCUUAAGCACAGAGUAGGGCAGUAAGUUGAAAGACAGGCUUUAAAUGCUGAUGAGUAACCUGUUANACUCAAAAGUCCUUUAGUGAUUUCUCUGUAACCAUAAAGUCACCCUACUCGUUCCCUAUUAUUAGCAUCUGUAUUUGAAAUACUUUUGAUUUUUCCCUAAGCAGAAUAAAGGCACUUGUUGCUAUAUUUUGACCAACUCUUAGUACUUUCAAGUAUAUAUAAACUAUAUCUCAACUGCCAAAGGGGCAAAGCUAGUGGUUAGCAUCUUUUAAAAGGAUGGAGAAAUUUUAGGGGACAGGGUUCAGUGGGCAAAAUGCUUUGCAAUCAUUACGACCUAGAUUCAGAUCCUUGCAUCCACAUAACUAAGCACACAUUUGUGUCAGACAUCUGUAACCCUAGCCCUGAAGGUGGAGUAAGAAUACACAGCAGGAUUCAUGGGGCUUACUAGCCAGCCAGCCUAAGCAACAGAUAAACUCUGGUUUCUCUGAAGACCCUCUCUCAAAAUUAAGGUAGAGAGCAAUUGAGAACAGAAUCGUGGUGUCUGCUGGAAGCUGAUACAACCACAGAUAAUCAUAGUAAGCCAAUUAAAUCAGUCUCAAGUGGACAAAUGUGUGUUCUCUUUAAUAUAUAGCUUCCAGCUGCAUGUAGACACCUAAAAUUAUCUAUGUAUAUUUAACAAAAAGUCAUAGUGAAAUUACCUAAAGAGACAGAAGGGACUAAUGGAAGAGGCAUGAAGAGGAGGGUAGGAGCAAGGGGGUAUACUAAAGAUACAAGACAUGAUUAUAUUACGAUAUCCUUUUACAGCAAAGUACCAAGUAUACACAAUGAAAAUGAUAAAAAAAAAAAAAACAGUCUGUGGUAAAUGAAGAACGUUUUUAAAAUGAGCAUUCUGACAAGUGAGUGUGAGUAACAUUGACAAUGCAGACAUAUCAACAAGCUUCUCAAGGAAUGCAUUCAGCACUAAACUCACUGGCUCCUUAAUUCCCUGGUUGUUGCAGCAAGAUACCAGAAAAAGCAACUUGAGCAAGGAAGGGUUUAUCAUGGCGGGGAUAUCAAGGUGGCAGAAGAAGGAGGAACUUGGUCACAUUGCAUUCUCAGUGAGGAGAUGGAGAGAGGUGAGUGUUAGUGGUCCAGUUUCUAUUCAGCCAGAAACUUCAGCUUCUGAAACUGUCAGUCCACAGUUGGUGUAGAUCCUCUCACCCACCUCCACUAACAAUCUAGCAACUCCCUCAGAGGCCUGCCUCAGAGAUGUCGCCUUGGUGAUUCCAGAUCUUGUCAAGUUGAAUUGUAAUAUUAUUAGCUGUCAAACUCAUGUUUGAAAAUGAGUUCACUUGAAUUAAAACCUCUUUAGAAGUUACACUCACAGAAUUAUUACAAAAAAAAAAAAAAAAAAAAAAA
This is a messenger RNA of Mus pahari (shrew mouse), 3014 nucleotides long. RefSeq names its product guanylate-binding protein 2-like. The record is from RefSeq and is a predicted model, not a curated record. Lineage: Eukaryota; Metazoa; Chordata; Mammalia; Rodentia; Muridae. Gene Ontology annotation, molecular function: GTPase activity; GTP binding. The transcript has 8 exons. Bases 1 to 1017 code for a protein of 338 amino acids.